Messenger RNA from Penicillium brevicompactum, 1041 nucleotides. RefSeq lists its product as uncharacterized. The coding region runs from base 1 to 1041 and encodes 346 amino acids. The record is from RefSeq and is a predicted model, not a curated record. The transcript has a single exon. Lineage: Eukaryota; Fungi; Ascomycota; Eurotiomycetes; Eurotiales; Aspergillaceae.
AUGUCGAAGCUCCCUCGCAACUCUGGGAUCCCCUUCAUCGUGGCCGGAUCCAGUCCGAUGGCUGCGCCGCCCGGUUCCAACCGUCCAAUCCCAUUCAACAUGGCUGGUUCCGGACGGUCGGCGGCCGUUCAGCAUCCGACUGGGGUCAAUCCUCCCUCCCUCGUGUCACCAUCCGCCGCCUCAAACAACCAGGCAGGUGCCACGACCCGUACUCAGGGCCCCCCGCACGGGACUACACCCCUGACGAGCCCCGCCACAGCUCACUCUCAAUCGUACGGCCAGGCCACAGGCCGUACCUCUUUUCAACAAACCCCCAACGAGGACCUCCCCAUGGACAUGGACUCAAAUGACGCUCCCUCAAAUGACCGGCGUAUGGAUACCCAGAUCCGCGCCCACAAUGGUCAAGUAGGGACAUUUGCUGGACCCAGCCAUGCCUCGUCAACCCCAUCUCAGUCCGCGGCUCAACCAAAGUUUGGCGUUCCUUCGAUGGGUCCCCCCCCUCGCCUGAACGCGGAGUCUCUUCAAUCUCUCGGUUCGACCCCGUCUGCUCGUCAAAAGGUGGACACGUGGGCCACCGGGUUCUCCGCCGAGAUGGCCUUCGCCAAGAGGGACGCUGAUACCGUGAUGCGUGGAACAUCCCUUCCACCUCCAAACUCCGAAGCCCCAGGAAUGGAGGAAUGGACAGUAAUGGAUACCAACGAUGAGAUGGGGAGUAUUGGGGCCCCUACAACGGAAGCAACCCCCGACUACACCGGCCCAAACCAAGUAUCACACAUCGAUGGUUUGGACGCGAUAACAAACACCCUGUCAAAUUUAGGCUUGAAUGAGGACGACCAAGACGAGAACCGCAUCAUGAUCAACAAGGUCCCACUUCGACUGACCUUGGAGUUGCGCGUUAGAAAGUCUCGUCCCACCACAGGUAGGUUGCUCUCUAAGGCGUCGGGAUGGGUCACCAAACCUCCUAAGAGAGUAGCCAACCGACAGAUCUUGCGGGGGGAAAUCCGGGGAAGAGGCAGCUUCGAGUCCGCCAGCUCCUUGUGA